Molecule: messenger RNA, 1869 nt
Organism: Phoenix dactylifera (date palm)
Lineage: Eukaryota; Viridiplantae; Streptophyta; Magnoliopsida; Arecales; Arecaceae
Product: mitochondrial adenine nucleotide transporter ADNT1-like
Biological process (GO): transmembrane transport
Source: RefSeq, a predicted model, not a curated record
GUACGACGGAUCUAGGUUUCCGUUUCGGGAACCAAAGCGGAAAAAAAAGGGAAGAGAACGGAAGGCGGACUGCGUGGAUCCAUUUCUCUUCCCUCACCCUAUCUGUAUAUAAGUAUACCCCCGCCGCCACCGAUAACUCCGAGAAGAACAACCUUGUUGCCCUCCUCCUCUUCUGUCCGCCGCCGCCGCCGAGCUGCGGAAAGAGAAAGAAAGGAACCAAGAAUAAGAAAAUGGAGACUGUCGUUGUGUGAUCCGUCCGAUCUGAUCGUUCGCUCGCUCGGUCGCUCGCUCGCGGACGAUUCGACCGCCGCUGCCGCCAUCGCCUGUGGGACUGGGAUUUGGGAGGGUGCGUUCUUUUCCGCCUCUUGGGUCCGGGUUAGGGUUUGGUAGGGUCUGAUGGCAUCGGAGGAUGUGAAGAGCACGAGCGAGUCCGCGGUUAAGACGAUCGUGAAUCUGGCGGAGGAAGCGAAGCUCGCCAGAGAGGGUGUCAGGGCUCCCGGGCACGCGAUCCUCGGCAUCUGCAAGUCGCUCGUGGCCGGCGGCGUCGCCGGUGGAGUGUCACGGACUGCUGUGGCUCCACUUGAGCGAUUAAAAAUCUUGCUUCAGGUCCAAAACCCUCACAAUAUAAAGUAUAAUGGAACGAUUCAAGGCCUUAAGUAUAUAUGGAGAACUGAAGGUGUUCGAGGACUAUUCAAAGGCAAUGGUACUAACUGUGCACGUAUUGUCCCAAACUCGGCAGUCAAGUUCUUUAGCUAUGAGCAAGCAUCCAGUGGAAUUUUGUGGCUUUACCGACGGCAAUCAGGCAAUGAAGAUGCUCAACUCACUCCUGUAUUGCGCCUUGGAGCUGGAGCAUGUGCUGGAAUCAUUGCUAUGUCUGCUACUUAUCCUAUGGACAUGGUCCGGGGCAGGAUAACUGUGCAGACUGAAAAGUCCCCUUACCAAUACAGAGGAAUGUUUCAUGCGCUAGGUACGGUCUAUCGAGAGGAAGGCUUUCGUGCUCUGUACAGAGGCUGGCUUCCAUCAGUAAUAGGAGUGAUCCCAUAUGUGGGCCUCAACUUUGCUGUCUAUGAAUCCUUAAAAGAUUGGUUAAUCAAAUCCAGGCCAUUGGGUCUCAUUGAAGACUCAGAGCUGAGUGUGGUGACAAAGCUUGCUUGCGGUGCUGUUGCUGGAACUGUUGGCCAGACUGUUGCCUACCCUCUUGAUGUCAUUCGUAGAAGAAUGCAGAUGGUGGGUUGGAACCAUGCUGCUUCUGUUCUGACAGGCGAAGGAAGAAGCAAAGCACCAUUGGAGUAUAGUGGAAUGGUUGAUGCAUUCAGGAAAACUGUGCAUAAUGAAGGCUUCGGGGCAUUAUACAAGGGCCUUGUUCCCAAUUCAGUAAAGGUGGUGCCGUCCAUUGCGAUUGCAUUUGUAACAUAUGAGGUUGUGAAGGAUAUUCUUGGAGUAGAUAUGAGACUAUCAGAUUGAAGCAAGAAAAAUGGGGUCCAACACUCCAACUGCUAUUUUGUAGGUGCUUUGACUGCUUUUUUUUUCUAGGUGGAUGGUAGAAGAUAGGAAAGCUGUUCAGUAUUAAGGCCUCAAUCCGUGUUGAUAUCCAACCAGUAUUUCAGUACCUGUUGCCGGACAUCUAGAUUUCAUCUCAUCAACUUGAAGAAUAAAUUGGCUGUAUGGCAGGGAGAGAAUAUGUGUAGCUUCCAUGAUAUCCAUUCACUCUAUAUUGAGAUUGUUAUGUCUGCUGUUUCGCUUCUCUGCUUGUCCAUGUAGUAUGGGCCAUCUAGUUUUUUCUUUAAUCCAGAUGACAGCCAUAGGUGUUCCCACCCUUAAAUAAAAGCUACUAUUAUAAUAAAAAAUGCUGGUCUAUUUAUUUAUUUA